AUGGCCCAGAAACGGCCCUUCAACGAAGGCAAAAGACACUUCAAGAAGAGCAAGAAGCAGAAGACCUCGACCGCGACUGAAGGCUCAAAUGAGGAGGUUCUUCUGGCCGAUAUUCGAAGUCUCCUGAAAGAUGUCAAGCUAUCCGACACUGAGGCAGUGACGGGCGAAGAGGUGGCCAAACAACUGCCUGAGAUACAUGCCGAAGUAGACGUGACUAUCUCGGAGCUGUCGUCUACGGGAGACGGACUGGCUCUGGAGGAUGGCCAAGUAUACGUUAUUCCAUUUGCUACUCCUGGCGAUGUUGUCACUGCUCGAGUCUACAAGCAUUUCGAAGAAGAAUCUUACUCUCUUGCCGACUUCGUCAAGGUUGUGAAAGCUGGAGAGCACAGGACAGAAAAGCCCAAGUGCCAAUACUUCACGAAAUGCUCAGGCUGCCAAUUCCAGCACAUGCCUUACUCAUAUCAGCUUGUUCACAAGCGAUCGAUCGUAGAGAAAGCCUACCGCAACUUCUCAAAUCUACCUGCCUCCGCAGUGCCUACAGUCGGUGACACCAUCGGAUCGCCUUUACAGUAUGGAUACCGCACGAAGUUGACACCACAUUUCGACGGCCCGCCGGGAGGAAGAAGAGACAAGAGACAUGGGAUCAAGGUGACUUGGCCAGAGGUACCACCUAUAGGGUUUAUGUUGAAGGGCACGAGGAAGACGAUGGACAUUGAAGACUGUCCAAUCGGAACAGAUGCUGUCAGGAUUGGGAUGAAGAAGGAGAGGAAGAGGGUUUCAGACAAUAUCGACUCGUAUCAAAAAGGAGCCACACUUCUGCUGAGAGAAAACACGGAACGCAUUGAAAAAGUUGCAGGCAUGAUUGAAGAAGACAAGGAGACCGAGUCGAAGGACGAAGUGAUUGAGGAUCGUGGCAGCUUCGUCCACCGCAAGACUUGCAUAACCGAUCACAAGGCUGUGUCGACAGAGUACGUCGACGACUAUAGACUGGACAACCCGGCUGGCGCAUUCUUCCAGAACAACAACUCUGUCCUCCCUGUUGUGACACAGUACAUCCGGGACCACAUUCUGGAAGACUCGCUUCAAUCAAAAGAAGUGGCAAAUGGAUCUUCUGGAUCAAGUCCCAAGAUCAAGAACAUGAUCGAUGCAUACUGCGGAUCUGGCUUCUUCACCAUCACCCUCUCAAGCAUGUUCAGCAACAGCAUAGGGAUCGAUAUAUCUGGACAAUCAAUCGACUUUGCCAGCAAGAACGCCGAACUGAAUAAUUUGCCAAAGGAAGGCACACACUUCAUCGCUGCUGAUGCAACCCAUCUAUUUGCGUCAGUUGACACGGAGAAGUUCCCACCGGCGGAGACGGUAGUGGUGAUCGACCCACCACGAAAAGGCUGCGAUGAAGGCUUCAUUCGCCAAUUGCUGUCGUAUGGACCGGCGAGAAUAUGCUACGUCUCUUGCAAUGUGCACACUCAGGCAAGAGACGUUGGAUGGAUCGUGGGCGGAUUGCCAGGCAGUGAGAAGCUAGAAGGACAGUACGAAAUUGAGAGUCUCAGGGGAUUCGACUUCUUCCCUCAGACGAGCCAUGUGGAAGGUGUUGCGAUAUUGAGGAGGAAGGCAGAACAGGGAACCUCCAGCAAUGGAGCGUCAGUCUCUAACACCGAAUAA
Messenger RNA from Zasmidium cellare ATCC 36951, 1659 nucleotides. RefSeq lists its product as uncharacterized. The transcript has a single exon. Gene Ontology annotation, molecular function: tRNA (uracil(54)-C5)-methyltransferase activity, S-adenosyl methionine-dependent. The record is from RefSeq and is a predicted model, not a curated record. Gene Ontology annotation, biological process: tRNA processing. Lineage: Eukaryota; Fungi; Ascomycota; Dothideomycetes; Mycosphaerellales; Mycosphaerellaceae. The coding region runs from base 1 to 1659 and encodes 552 amino acids.